AUGUCAAAUAUGGACGGCAGCACCUUCUCGCUCACGAUUGUGGGGAGCGGUUGCUCCACCGGCGUACCUGUGAUUGGGCAUCUUUCAGGCAACUGCGCGUGUGCCGUGGCGAUGCGGGAUGCGGAGGGGCCAAACAGGCGCAACAACGUCAGCCUCCUCAUUACGGUCCCAUCACCUCAUGGCGGCAGCAGCGGUGACGGUCGUGGCGUGAGACGUGUUCUUAUCGACUGCGGCAAGACAUUUCGCGACGCGUACUUCCGCGUGCUUGCAAAGCACCAAGUGCAGACUGUUGACGCCCUGCUCCUCACACACGAUCACGUCGACGCCGUGGGUGGUUUGGACGACAUGCGCGACCUGCAGCGAAUGUCGCUAGAUGGCCACGAUAACUGGUUUGUCAAGCAGUACAUCCCGACUUAUGCCUCGGCAAAGACGAUGAAUGCGCUGCGGUGUCAAUUUGGGUACAUACACCGCAACAGCCGCGUGAUGGGGUUCGCGCCACGGACCGCGGAGGAGCAUGAGUCGAUCAUGCAGCGUGUUGCCGAAGAGCGCGAGCGUGCGGGUCUGACAAACAACAUUGGGACACGCCGUUCCACCGCCCUGGAGCUGUUUACAUUGCCAGACGACACGCCGACGCCAUUUUGCAUCCCCGCGCUUGGUGCCGACUUCAAGUUCCAUGCUGUACCGGUGGAGCACGGUGCGGGGUACGUGGCUCUUGGUUUUGUGUUUGGUCGUGGCGUUGCGUUUCGCAGUGCCGGUGCCACUGGCGCCAUCGUCGCAAACCACAGCUGUGUCGUGUACCUCUCCGAUGUGAGCACUGUGCCCGCGGCUGCCAUGAUGUUCCUGCAGGAUCUUGUCAAGAUCGACGUGCUUAUUGUUGAUCUUUUGCACGGACCCGGUUAUCGGUACGAAACGCACUACUGCAUGGAUGAUGUGAUAAAGCUUGUGGCGUCUCUUCAGCCGACUUGCACGUAUACGAUUGGUAUGUAUUGCGAUGUGGAGCAUGAGCGAGGUAAUCAGCAGCUACGAGAACGACUGGAAGAACUGCGAUGCAGCGGCAAAUGCGGCAGCAAUGUUCUCUCUGUAGAGCUGGGGUUUGAUGGACUUCACAUCCUGUUGCCGCUAUGA
This is a messenger RNA of Trypanosoma cruzi, 1125 nucleotides long. RefSeq lists its product as uncharacterized. The record is from RefSeq and is a predicted model, not a curated record. Bases 1 to 1125 code for a protein of 374 amino acids. The transcript has a single exon. Lineage: Eukaryota; Euglenozoa; Kinetoplastea; Trypanosomatida; Trypanosomatidae.